AUGGGGAGCAAAAAGGGGCGCCUCUUCGGCAGCCGUGGCGACCCUGCGGAAAGCCCUCGCUCCCGACCCCUCGUCCUCGUCAGGGUUCUCGGGCUCGAGGGGCAAGCGGAGGAGCCUCCACAAGCCCUGCGCCGCAGCCGCACGGACAACACCCUGCUGCUGCUCGUUCAGCUGGGGAUCCCGCAGCACAAAGUUCCGCGCCUCAAGACCAGCAUGCAGCUGCUCCAACACCCAGCAUGCGACGCUCCGAGUGGAGGACAUCAAGCACAAAGUCGGACCGGGCGUCCCAGUCACGAGCCCACAUGGUCCCGGGCUGAGGAGGAGACUCCCACAGCUCACCGUUCCACUACUUCUCGUCAUCCUCAGGAUCAGGCGCGUCGGGCGGAAGCGGAGGAGACGGGGCACGAGGCGGAGGGAAGCGAGCGGGAGGAGCAGGGUCAGCGGGAACGAGGGGAUGUUGCCGCUGAGGAAGCUCAGAGGGUAGAUAUGCAACGUCAGGCUGAUGAGCAGGACAGCGAGGCACGAGAGGUGCCUCAACGGGCGACACUGGCGGCGGAGGCACCGCAACCGGAGGAUGGACAGAAGGCGGGGCCGCUAGCGGUACUGAUGCUAAGGCAGGCGGGGCCACCAGAGGGGACGAGGCAGCGGGAACAGAUGACUACUGCUGGGAGGAAUGCUGUUGGGAGGACUGCUGAGAUGACACGGGAGGAAGGAGAGGAGGAGGCGGCUGAGGCACGGGAAGAGAGGGCGCCUUCAGAUGCGGACCGACAAUCUGCCGCUGAAGUGACGGCGGAGGGCGAGGCGGACGACGACGACGACAGGUACCGCCCCGGGCCCGCAGAUGAGGAUGGGUACGCCCGCGGGGCGAGUGGUAGACAGGCUCGCGCGGCCGAGAGGGAGUUUCGGCCCCUUCACGCGAGACUAGGGCAGCGGCGGCUCGGAGUAGGACUGGCGCCAGCUCAUCCCGGUCCUCAGGCGGGUUGGGAACAGCAGAUUGCCUCGCAGCCCGUUCCCACCGCUGGCGCUUGCCCGUCAUCGCAGCAGCGGCACGUCGAACGAGAGGAGUUGGAGUUGGAGCAACGGGCAGCAGAGCAGGCGGAGGACGCGGCCCACGAGGAAGAAGCGUUGUUGGCAACACAGGCCGCAGAUCGAAGAAAGAGGGCGGAGUAUAGGGAGGAAACGGAGGAGGAAUCAGAGGACGUUUCAGUCGAGGCGGAAGAGGGAAUCCCCACAAAUAUGGAAAGGGGGAGACGACGUGGAGGCAGACAGGGGCGGGAUGAGGGAAGGGAGAACGCGCAAGGGGGCGAAUCAGAGGCCCAAAGAGCCAACGAGGCCGACAGCAAGGAGAGGGCGCCUUUGAAGAUCGAGGAGGAUGAGGACGCGUGGCACAAGGUGUUGGAUUGGGAUCUGGGACCUCUGCGCGCCAGCGCACAGCCGUUCCUCAUCAGGAGACUGCCACCAGAUAUUUUGAAAGUGAUCUCGUACCUCCUGCGAACAACACCAGCGGACGUGCUCCCCCGGAGGGAAUGGAGAGAAUGGAGCGAGAGACUCCUGUGGACAGCGCUAAAAGCGGCAUACCUCCACACGCCGAGCAAGGAACUGGAGAACAGCCUGGUGUGGAGUCAGGCGACUCUGCCAAUUGCGCUAGGGGGCCUGGGAAUCAUAGACCCACUCUCAGAGGCACUUGCGGCAUACCUGGCGUCACUACAGGUGGCGCAGAUUCUCCUACAGCACGUGUCGGCAGGCCCCAGCUACCCCCCUGCAGAGCGUAGCAGCACUGGUGUCACCACACGGGGACGGAGCUGCAGGGGUAAAUGGGUCCUCUAUUAG
This is a messenger RNA of Closterium sp. Yama58-4, 1830 nucleotides long. Lineage: Eukaryota; Viridiplantae; Streptophyta; Zygnematophyceae; Desmidiales; Closteriaceae. The record is from the annotation of a GenBank genome assembly.